Messenger RNA from Daldinia loculata, 1047 nucleotides. RefSeq lists its product as uncharacterized. The transcript has 2 exons. Lineage: Eukaryota; Fungi; Ascomycota; Sordariomycetes; Xylariales; Hypoxylaceae. The record is from RefSeq and is a predicted model, not a curated record. The coding region runs from base 84 to 1004 and encodes 306 amino acids.
CUACCAACUGCGUCCCGUUUUAAUAACAACACGUACCUAGCACUUUAUUACCUAGAUAUUUACCUCUCAAUUACUUAUCAAUUAUGGCUGGUCCCGGAACUUCUCCGUCUUUCUGGGAACGGGAAUUCCACAAUGUAAAGCUAGCAAAGCCUGCAUCUAUUCCGUUCCUCAGCGACGAAUUGAUGGACGGACUGCCUCCUGAUUGUUCUUUCAAAGCGUUUAAGCGACCACAGCUUCGAAGAUGUCCUUUCAAUCUGGAAACAAUUGACUGGCCACGUUCGAGAAGAAUUGACGGCGGGCUCGACGGAAGUAUCUUGAAAAUUUAUUUUCAAGGGAGUGACAUUCCUUAUUGCUUGAAAAUUUUCUGGGAUCCGGAAGCAGGUUUUGGUGGGGUUGCACAAUUUGCCGUUGAACGAGAAUGUAUAAAUGCCUCCGUACUCCAGAAAAUGGAAACAUCAGUAGAGGAAGCCGUCACGGGUUCCUCUCCGCCUAUCCUGAUCAACCCCAACCCAAAGACCAAGGAGGACGCGAUAGAUAAUAUUUACGGCUUUUCCCGCGAAGGCCGACAGGCUGGGUUGUCUAGUUUGUCUAAAGUAGACUAUGAACCCAUGUCUGUGACCUCGAUGCCACGCAUGAGGAAAUGUUAUGGGUGGGUCAAAAUCGAUGCUCAUUCACUCCUCGAAGGCUGGCCAAGACGCGUUCGUCCGAGCCCUGUCCAAGUUGGUAAAUUCAGGCGAAGCUUCCAACCCGGUAGGGAAUAUUUUGCGAUUGUCUAUGAAUGGAUUGAAGAAGAGGACAAUGACCCGGCCACGGUUCAAGCGGUUGAUACAUUUCUCUACCGUGCUGGUUUUUGCCAUCAGGCAGGCUCCCAUGUAGACAACUGGAAAGGUGGAGUAUUGCUCGAUCUCUCGGACUAUGUCUACGUCUUCGCCCGUUGGUGGCGUCGUAUGUUUUACGAGCCGAGAGAAGUUGACAACAUUCUUCAACCGCAUGAUCAGAGGUAGUCUGGCGUGGUGGCUAUAUAGGUACCCAAGGUCUAAAUUUUCA